AUGAUAGAAUUCCGGUAUAUUGCAGCAACGAUUAUGGUGCUGUUAAGCCUUGGAGACAUAACUCUCAAUGGAAUGGUGAUUUCCAGAAUGUUUCGCGAAAGAGAAGGAUUCAAUAAGAUAUGUGUGAAUAAAUCUGUUGCAAAUGUGCACAUCGCUACGGCAUUCCUCAUAUGGGCUGCUCCCUGUGCUUACCUAAAUGAUUAUUAUCUCCCACAACAAUUUAACGUAUUCUUCGGCCAAAUAGUUGGAUGGGCCCCAUAUUUAAUGUCAGGCCCAUUUACUCAAAUAAGCCUAGCAGUUAACAGAGCAGUUGCAAUUUCAUUUCCUUAUUCGUUUAAUAAACAACACAGAGUUCCCUGGACAAAUAUACUAUUAGGUGGAUUAUGGUGUAUUGCAAUUUUGAUGUCACUUCCCGCAAUGAUAGAUGGCUGUAGUUACAUAUUCUUUGUUGAUAGUGUAUCAUGGAGUCCGACAGACACAGUUUGCUCAAGAACUUUGUCGGAAUAUGUGACCAACCUAGUCCUAGUAAUGGCUAUAAUUUCAUUCUCAAUAAAUGUUUCGAGUAUUGUAAAAAUAGUAAGAUCCGCGAUUGGAUUGAGUGCAGUUAUGGAUCAAAACGUGUCAGAGUCAAGAAAACGGAAAAGAAGAAAGAUGUUCAUUCAGUGUGUAAUACAAGAUUGUACUCAUACUACCGAUUGUAUGUUGAAUACAUAUGUCUACACGUUCUAUGCUGCUCAAUGGUUUCAGUUUAUUUGUGGAGCGGUAUCCGCGUUGUCUGUAACAACGCUUGACGGAUUAUUGAUGUCCAUAUUUCAUCAAAAGUCGACUACUCCCAGCCAAUCUCGCGAUCCGCCAUCGAAAUCUCAUACAAUUAGUCAAUUUCGAAUUAGAGCAGUAAGCAGGGUUUCCACAACAAUUAUGACGACGACCACACUUUAAAGAAUUUGUCACAUAAUUCGUUAUCAUUGAUAUUAUAAAUUCACUGACUAACAACGAAUCGUACUCUCAUGAUUCAACUUUUUUCUGAUAAUAAAACUUUCUUCGGUUGAAA
Caenorhabditis elegans is the source of this 1051-nucleotide messenger RNA. It is a transcript of the gene srx-115, whose product is annotated as 7TM GPCR serpentine receptor class x (Srx) domain-containing protein. The transcript has 5 exons. The record is from RefSeq and is marked reviewed. NCBI's taxonomy places the organism in Eukaryota, Metazoa, Nematoda, Chromadorea, Rhabditida, Rhabditidae. Bases 1 to 939 code for a protein of 312 amino acids.